AUGUCAUUAUUAAAAAAUAAUUUUUUUUUAUUAUCAACCAAAAAAGCACAAUUAACAAAUAAAAUAAAUGCAAAUAGAUUUAGAGCUUUUACAUAUAAUAGAACAGUUAAAGAUGGAACAGUAGUAAAGCAACCAAUACCUAAAGACCCUCAUACAGAUCCCCAUCCAGAAAAACCAAAUGAACUAGAUCCUAAAGGUGGUUUACCUCCAAAACCAAAUACACCACCCACUCCAUUCCCUGAAGGUCCUAAGAAACCAAAACCUACAGACUUUCCAAUCCCUGACGAAUUGUAUCCGCAACCAAUAUAA
This is a messenger RNA of Dictyostelium purpureum, 309 nucleotides long. RefSeq lists its product as uncharacterized. Bases 1 to 309 code for a protein of 102 amino acids. The transcript has a single exon. Lineage: Eukaryota; Evosea; Eumycetozoa; Dictyosteliales; Dictyosteliaceae. The record is from RefSeq and is a predicted model, not a curated record.